AUGCAGGCACCCGUGGUUGUUAUGAACACCCAGACCGGGGGGGAGAGGCAGUUUGGCCGCAAGGCACAGCUCUCCAACAUCACGGCCGCGAAGACUGUCGCCGACAUCAUUCGGUCAUGUCUGGGCCCCAAGGCCAUGCUGAAGAUGCUGCUCGACCCCAUGGGCGGCAUCGUCCUGACCAACGACGGCCACGCCAUCCUGCGAGAGAUUGAGGUCGCUCACCCUGCCGCGAAGAGCAUGAUCGAGCUCAGCAGAACACAAGAUGAGGAGGUCGGCGACGGUACCACCAGCGUCAUCAUUCUCGCGGGUGAAAUGCUGGCUCAGUCCCUGCCCCAGCUGGAGCGCAACAUCCACCCCGUCACUAUAAUAUCCGCCUUCAAGCGCGCCCUCACGGAUGCCAUCUCCAUCAUCGAAGAAAUCUCGAUACCCGUCGACAUCAACGAUGACAAGGCCAUGUACUCCCUGAUCUCCUCCUCGAUCGGUACCAAGUUCGUCUCGCGGUGGUCCGAGUUGAUGUGCAACCUUGCCCUGAAGGCGGUGCGGACGGUUUCUCUUGAUGUCGGAGGCGACAAGAGGGAGGUUGACAUCAAGCGGUACGCCAGAGUGGAGAAGAUACCCGGUGGAGAAAUCGAGGAUUGCAAGGUUCUGGACGGCGUCAUGCUCAACAAGGACAUCACCCACCCCAAGAUGAGGAGGCGCAUCGAGAACCCCCGGGUGGUCCUGCUCGACUGCACCCUGGAGUACAAGAAGGGCGAGUCCCAGACGAACAUUGAAAUCAGCAAGGAGGAGGACUGGAACAGGAUAUUGCAGAUCGAGGAAGAGCAGGUCAAGGCCAUGUGCGAUGCCAUUAUCGCUGUCAAGCCCGACUUGGUCAUCACCGAGAAGGGUGUUUCUGACCUUGCCCAGCACUACCUCGUUAAGAACAACAUCACGGCCCUGCGCCGUGUCCGCAAGACGGAUAACAACCGUAUUGCUCGCGCUACGGGCGCUACUAUCGUCAACUCCCCCCAGUCUCUCACUGAGGCAGACGUUGGCACCAAGUGCGGUCUCUUUGAAAUCUCCAAGAUUGGUGAUGAGUACUUCACCUUCCUCACUCAGUGCGAGGAUCCCAAGGCCUGCACCAUCCUGCUUCGCGGUCCUUCGAAGGAUAUCCUGAACGAGAUUGAGAGGAACCUCCAAGAUGCCAUGGGCGUCGCGCGGAACGUCAUCUGGAAGGCUCGCCUCUGCCCUGGCGGUGGCGCUACGGAAAUGGCGGUUGCCGUUGGACUUGAGAAAAAGGCCAAGUCUGUCGAGGGCGUUGCUCAGUGGCCGUACCGCGCCGUCGCCGAGGCUAUGGAGGUCAUCCCCCGCACCCUCAUCCAGAACGCUGGCUCCUCUCCCAUCAGGGUUCUUACUCAGCUGCGUGCCAAGCACGCUGAGUCUGACGCCGGCAGCAGCUGGGGUAUCGAUGGCGAUGCCGGCAAGCUGGUCGACAUGAAGGAGUACGGCGUUUGGGAGCCCAUGGCUGUCAAGGAGCAGAGCAUCAAGACCGCCAUUGAGAGCGCUUGUCUCUUGCUCCGCGUCGACGACAUUGUCGCCGCGAAGGCCGCGAAGAUGCCUGGCGGCCCCGUUGGCGGUGGUGAUGAGUAA
Diplodia corticola is the source of this 1629-nucleotide messenger RNA. RefSeq names its product t-complex protein 1 subunit gamma. Bases 1 to 1629 code for a protein of 542 amino acids. The transcript is spliced from 5 exons. Gene Ontology annotation, biological process: protein folding. The record is from RefSeq and is a predicted model, not a curated record. Gene Ontology annotation, cellular component: chaperonin-containing T-complex. NCBI's taxonomy places the organism in Eukaryota, Fungi, Ascomycota, Dothideomycetes, Botryosphaeriales, Botryosphaeriaceae. Gene Ontology annotation, molecular function: ATP hydrolysis activity; ATP binding; ATP-dependent protein folding chaperone.